CACGACCUUCAGUAAACAGCGAUCAUCAGCUACAUAAAGACCGUCGCAUUAGAGCUGCACUUGGCAAUUUCAUUUCAGUGGCAAUACUACAAAGAGAUAAAUAAAAUAUUUACAUAGAGUGCUGUGAUACAAUAUUAACAAUGGAUCAAGAUGUAUUAACAGUGUUAAAGAUAUUAAUGAUAGGAGAAUCAAAUGUGGGAAAAUCAAGUAUAAUCCUUAGAUUUACAGAGGAUGAAUUCCAUGAAAAUAUGCAAAGCACGGUUGGUAUGGAUUACAAAACUAAACAAGUUACAAUUGAUGGUAAUACAGUGAAACUUGCAAUUUGGGAUACUGCAGGACAAGAACGUUUUCGUACCUUAACACCUAGUUAUUAUAGAGAUGGUCAAGGUGCUAUAUUAGUAUAUGACGUUACAGAUAAAGUUACUUUUAUGAAAUUAGAAACGUGGCUUAAUGAAUUGAAUACAUACUGCAAUAAAAUGGAUAUCAUUAAAAUGGUAGUGGGUAAUAAAAUAGAUUUACCAAAUAGAGCAGUAAGCACCGAAGAAGGCCUACAAUUUGCUAGAAGACACCAAACUCUAUAUAUUGAAAGUAGUGCUAAAACAGCAGAUGGAAUUAAAUGUUGUUUUGAAGAACUUGUACAAAAGAUAAUACAAACACCUGGUUUAUGGGAUCGACAUAUUUGUGAUCGAAUGCUUAAAUCAUAUGGUAAUGGUAAUAUGGGAGGUGCAAGACAUAGAGGUCAAAGAGGAAUACAACUAGUAGAUGAACCUGAAGGAGACAAAGCAUCUUCAAAUUGUUAUUGCAGCUUGAUUUAAUUAACUAAAAUGUGUGAUACUUCAAUUUUUAGAAAUUUGAUUUCAAUAUGCAUUUGUGAAAAGGUUGAGAAUCGCUGGUCUACUUGUUAAAAAAAGAAAAAUAUGAUUGUAAUAUAUUCUAUUCAAUAUCUUAUUUGUAAUUUCAU
Molecule: messenger RNA, 961 nt
Organism: Eufriesea mexicana
Lineage: Eukaryota; Metazoa; Arthropoda; Insecta; Hymenoptera; Apidae
Product: RAS oncogene family member Rab18
Exons: 5
Coding region: 141-815 (224 amino acids)
Molecular function (GO): GTPase activity; GTP binding
Source: RefSeq, a predicted model, not a curated record